AUGGCUCCAUCCGCGACAGCGACGGCUCCCAAGCCUGAAGAGGCACAGACGAAGGCCUUGCCUGUGAAGGACUCACAACCCGUACAGAACCCUCAGCUCCAGGAAGAAGAGCUUCCCGAACGCCUCACGGGCCACAAAGAGCCAUUGAAGCCGAGCGGAGCUCUCGAUAAGUUCGAACACUUCGACGUGACGCCCAUCAUCGGCCGCGAGUUUCCCAACGUCAAUCUGAAGGAGCUUCUCAGGGCCCCCAACUCCGAUGAGCUCAUCCGUGACCUCGCCAUUACCAUUUCGCAGCGCGGAGUCGUCUUCUUCCGCAAGCAGGACGACGUCGACAACGACCUCCAGAAGGAACUCGUGCAGCGUCUCGGCGAGCUCUCGGGAAAGCCAUCGACAUCGAAACUCCACAUUCAUCCCGUCAACAACGCCGCCCGUGGCAACGACAAGGAUGACGAGAUCAGCGUCAUCUCGUCGGCGAACGCGAAGAAGUUGUCGCUGUACAAAUUUCUGAACUACAACAAGAAGCAGACACAGAGGACGCAGUGGCACUCGGAUAUCACCUUCGAACCUGUGCCGAGCGACUACGCACUGCUGCGUCUGACCCAGUUGCCCAAGACUGGCGGAGAUACUCUCUGGGCCUCGGGCUACGAAGUCUACGACCGCAUCUCCAAGCCCCUCCAAAAGUUCCUCGACACCCUGACCGCGACCUACGCCCAGCCGGGCUUCAAACAGGCGGCCGACAAUAACGGCUUCAAGCUCUUCGCCGCCGAGCGCGGCGCCCCCGAGAACGUCGGCGAGAUCCUCGAGGCCGUACACCCCGUGAUCCGCACGAACCCCGUGACCGGCUGGAAGAGCGUCUUCGCCUUCGGCCACCACGUCGAGAAGAUCAACGGGCUCGCGGAGGACGAGUCGAGGCACUUCCUCGACUGGUUCGUGCAGCUCGUCCUGGAGAACCACGACCUCCAGGUGCGGCACCGGUGGCAGAACGUCAACGACGUGGCUAUCUGGGACAACAGGUCGGUGUACCACGCGGCGACGCCGGACUACUUGCACGAGAAUCUCGGUGAGAGGUCUGGGUCGCGCAGUGUCAGUCUUGGGGAGAGGCCGUACUUUGAUCCGCAGAGUCUCAGUCGGCGGGAGGCGCUGCGCGCUGCGCGCUGA
Messenger RNA from Colletotrichum karsti, 1158 nucleotides. RefSeq names its product alpha-ketoglutarate-dependent sulfonate. Gene Ontology annotation, molecular function: 2-oxoglutarate-dependent dioxygenase activity. The record is from RefSeq and is a predicted model, not a curated record. Gene Ontology annotation, cellular component: cytoplasm. The transcript is spliced from 4 exons. NCBI's taxonomy places the organism in Eukaryota, Fungi, Ascomycota, Sordariomycetes, Glomerellales, Glomerellaceae. Bases 1 to 1158 code for a protein of 385 amino acids.